GUGAAACUGAACAGCAAAAUACAACCGGUCAAUGGCUGCUCGGUUUCAGCAUUUGGUGCACGUUGAACGUUAAGCACACAACUAAAAUCGUUACAAUUGAGAAAAUUGCUUUAUUAAUUGUAUUCUAAUAAACUGGUAAAAAUGGUUGAGUCAAAUCACAAUGAAGAGGAGCCAAUGGUUACCCAGAAAUCGUCAGGUAAAAUUGCCAGUGACGAACUUUCUAAUAAGCGAAAUAGAGAAGAAACAUCUGACUCUGAAAAUAACUUACCAUUGAAAAAAGCUGGCAUUAACAAAGUAUCACAGGAAAAAGAAAUAAGUCCAAUAAAAAUAAAAAAAGUUAUCUCCAGUUCUGAUUCAAAUAAUAGUGUAGAAGAAUUAGACAAUGAUCAGAAUAAAAAUAUAAACAAUCAAUCAAAAUCUAAUAAUAUACUAGAUGAGAAAGUUAAUGAAUGUACAGAAACAGAUUAUAAAGAUACAACAAAAUCAACUACUACUAAAGAAAGUGAGACUGAAAGAUAUCGAAACUACGAUAUUCAAGAAAAUGAACAAAAUAGUAUGAAAGUAUCAGAAGAAGAAACUAAUAAACAUAAUUUAUCUUUGGAAAAAGAAAAAGAGAAAAUGGAUCAAUCAAUGGAAGAUGAUGAGUCUGAAAAAGAAAUGAAAAAGACAAAAAGUAAGAAAAAAAAUGAAGAGUCUGAAAUAAUUAACGGAGUAGAACUUACUGUAGAAUGUGCAAGUGAUGAAAAUUCUAGUGAAGAAAGUGUGAAAGAGGAAAGUUUCAAGCCCAGACCUAAGACUGAAAUCAUAAGAGAAGAGCCAAAUGACUCUGAAGUUGAUGCUAGCUCUUCUGAAGCAGAGAAGUCAGAUUCUUAUAAAAUAAUAGAAGCUAAAUCAAAAAGCAAUAGUGAAACAACUUUUAUGCAACAGGUUCAAAAAAGAGAUAAAAAAAAGUCUUUACUCAUUAAAACAGCAGCUUCUGUGUUGGAAUCUAACACAGAUGAUGAAGAUUACAGCCCUGUUUUGAAAAAAAAGUUAAAAAAGUGUCCAAGCUCUAAAAAGACAACAGAAGCAAAAAGAGGGCGUGGUCGUCCACGUGGUAGACCUCCUAAAAAUUCUAUAAAUUUAACAAAACAUAUAUCAGAAGUUAAACCUGAGAAAAAGAGAGAGACUAGUAGCGACAAGACUAAGAAACAAAACGAUAGCAAAUCUACAGAGGCAAAGGAUUCAGAUAAAGCUGAUUCAAAAACUGAAGAUUCUGUAGAUGAAGAAUCUGACAAAAAAAAUAAUGAUGAAAGUGAUGAGAGUGAAGAUGUUAAAAAGGGAAAAAGAAGGAAGCCUAGUAAGCGUAAUAUUCAAAAAAUAGAAAAGCUAAAAAAGUAUAUUCGAGCAGCAGGAAUCAAAGUUCAAUGUUAUACAAUGUUAUUAAAAGGUUGUGACACUGAUGCUGCUAAAGCAAAACGUCUUACUGUAUUUUUACAUGAGCAUGGUGUUGUUGGAAGACCAACUUUAGAAAAAUGCAAUAAAAUCAGAAUAAAGAAUGAAACUUUGAAAGAAAUUCAAGAAUUGAAUACCAAUAUUAUCUCUGAAACUCGUUCCACUCGAGGUAAAAUUGCAAGAAAGUCUCGAAUUGAAAAAAAAGUAAUCUCAAAAACACCUUCUACUCCUAACAAAAAGGCUUCUGAAACUUAUAAAGUUAUUGUUGACAGUGAUUCUGAGUAAUGGAAUGUAGUUACCUAAAAAAUGUACAUUAUUCAAAGUUAACUUAUACAGAAAAUGUUUUUACAAUUACAAUUUUCAUAUUUAUUUAAUUUAGUUAAUAGUUCCAAAAUAGAUAUUGAUAGCUGUAUUUAUGUAUUAUUUAUAUUUUGACAAUCUUUUGAUUUAUUAAAAAGUCUAAAUUAAUAAUAAAUACUUUUGAAAAAUCUGAAAUAUGAAAGAAAUUUUCUACUGAGUAUUUUAUUAUAAAAUAAUUAAAAAUUGAUUAACAGACAUUGUGUUAUGAAACAUCAUAAAUCAUAAUGAAAAAUCGAAUA
Phymastichus coffea is the source of this 2033-nucleotide messenger RNA. RefSeq names its product transcriptional regulator ATRX-like. Gene Ontology annotation, cellular component: nucleus. NCBI's taxonomy places the organism in Eukaryota, Metazoa, Arthropoda, Insecta, Hymenoptera, Eulophidae. The transcript is spliced from 5 exons. Bases 142 to 1719 code for a protein of 525 amino acids. The record is from RefSeq and is a predicted model, not a curated record.